This is a messenger RNA of Populus trichocarpa (black cottonwood), 1558 nucleotides long. RefSeq lists its product as uncharacterized. Lineage: Eukaryota; Viridiplantae; Streptophyta; Magnoliopsida; Malpighiales; Salicaceae. The transcript has 7 exons. The coding region runs from base 133 to 1407 and encodes 424 amino acids. The record is from RefSeq and is a predicted model, not a curated record.
ACUAUUUUUAGAAGCAAGCUGCCCAAAAGAGCAGAAAACUCCCAGGAGCCCUAAAUGAAAUCGAGAGCGCGCCAAAAGUUGUCCUGGUCGGAGGUAAACAAUCAAUCUGGUUCAUUGAUUGUUCUAUGAGACAUGACGUCUGCAAUUGGAUGGUACGGGCCGUUAGUUGAUCUCUGCAAAACCGAUCAUCACAUCGGCGAUAUCGUUCAGCUUCUCGUCUUUGUUCACCGCUCCACUCCCGUUCAGUACAAAUUAUCAAAAGGUGGAGAAGUAAUCAGGACAGACAUUCAGGUUGGUGAUGAUACGCUGCCAUUUUUCUCCGUCUCGUUGUGGAAAAAGCAGAUGGGAACCAUGGUUGUUGCCGGUGAUAUCUUACUGUUGCAAAAUGUGAAGAUCACUAAAUUUGGACAUGCCGUUGAGGCCAGAACGGUCGAGUGGUCAUCAUUAGUAAGUUUAGUCCAUCCUUAUGGAUCACUUCUCUCAAAAGGUGUAGAUGAGUUAAUAGAGGAAUCUCAAGUAGGGAAAACAACGUUGGAAAAGCUUUGCAAGGUAAUAAAAUGGGUGCAGCGAGCUAGAUCUGCUCUUAACACAAUCGGGUCACACAGUUUUGUGAAACCGAGGAACUGGAAAUUGCCAAAACAGAGUGAAUCUCAGAACCUGCUCUUGCUUUCAGAAGUAUUGGGCCUAAGUAAUUCCUGUAAUGCAAUUUUUAAUGCAUCAAUUGGUGAAAUUUUCCUACCAAUUACCUGGAGAGCACUUGAUGACUCUGAUAAGGAAAAGAUGUUUGUCAGCAGGAGGACAAUGGAAGAUAAAGAUAAUAGUUUAGCAGAAGAUUUUAUUUGUAUUGGCUGUCACUUGUGUGGUUCUCCUUUGGUUUCAGAGAACGGGUCUAUAUGCAAGCAAAACAAUAUUUCACUCUAUUGCCCGAAAAGCCCAAAUCACCUUCAUGCAGUAACCUUGAUUUACAGGCCCUUUAUGUUAUAUGUCUGGGAUGAAUCAGAAUACCUGCCACUCCUCGUAAGAAACAAGGCUGCAGUAGUGUUGUUUGGAAACAUCAGGGCUGAAAGAGUCUACUCAUGCUUUAGAGGACAAAACCGUAGUCAUAAUUCCAACCAAGCAUAUUUUUGCCGGGAGAAUAAUCCUGAAGCUGUAGAGAAAGGAUUAGUGGGUUCUUGCUCAUCAGAUGCAGACAAGAGCCUAGAAGUUAAGGAGAAAAACCACCACAAUAAAAACACUAACUUUCAUUUGAUUUGGUUGGUUCUUCUAAAGAUAUUGUUGCAGCAGGGAAAGAAUAGUCCCUUGAAAUUUGAAGCAACUGUGAACACCAGCCUAGAUACCGAACACGGGAAGUUUGAAAUGCUUUCUGUUUCAGUUCCAUGCGCCAGAAACAAAUUGUUCUCUGGUUGAUGAAUAUGUACUUUGCUAGUUAGAGGAUCCGAUAUUCCUUUUCGUGUAAUCAUAAACUCUACUACAAACUCUGCAACAUUCAGUAGUAGCUUACUGUCAUAGGGGCCUUUGUACCAAAAAAAGAGAAAGAAAGUCAUUGGGAUCUUCUUCA